AUGAUUCUAUAUUGUCUGAGUUAAAUUAAAUAUAAAUUUUAGUAUUAUAAAUGUUAUUAAUUAAUAUAUGUAAGAAGCAAAAUACCCAACUUUUAAAAAACUUAAUAUUCCAAUCAAUAAUCAUAGGAUUAAGGCUUGUAAGAAUAAUUUGUAGAUAAAACCAACUAAAACAUUAAAUUUAUUCCAGUAUUAGCUCCUUAAUAAGAAAAUUGCCAACAAUAAGCCUAAUAUUAAUAAUAUUCAUAAUAUUAAUAAAAUCAAGUGAUUCCUUAUGCUGAAUACUUCAAUCAUAGUUUGGUGCCAAUACCGCCUCAGAAUUCUAAUUUACUGAAGGACUAAGACUUUUCAACAUAGAGAUUAUUCUUAUGUGGAAUUUUAGGAGUAUACAUAUUAUGGUCCAUCCUAUCUGUGUUGUUACUAUUCCCAUUAUCAAUAGUUUACUUUUGGGAUACUCACUAAGGAAGUUAAAGUCCCUUGCCUUUACUUUCUUUAAUUAUAUUUUUAUUUUUAACAAUUUUUCUAGGAAAAUUUGGAAUUUAAAAAAAUAAUAGACAAGUAUUUGCAUAGUUUAUUUUAGUUAUCAGCUAGUAUUUUCGUACUACUUGGGUUAGUGUUUAGCUACACAUCCUGUUAUUUAUCUUUACUUGGAAGUUUUGCCUCAAAUUCAAAAUCAUAAUUUGGAUGUAAUUAUUGUUUGCUAUUCUAGGGGAUUUUGUAGCUGCUUUAGCUGUGGUUUCCUCUGUUAUUGGAAAUUUUAUUUUUAAUUUCAUCUCACUAAUUUGUUUGAUGUUCUCUGUAAAAAAAUUUAACCCGAUCUGUAAGUUAUUUGAUAAAUAUUUUAUUAGUUCCAGUUCUUUUUGAGCUUCUUGUGAUUGUUAUUUUGGCUUUUAUCUAUCAUCCAAUCUUCUUAUUUUGCAUUCUUUUUCUAACACCAUAUGCUAUUUGUUUGAUGCAUGCUUUCAAACAAAUUUGAACGGGAGAGUAUUUUAUUCAUUUAUGUUUAUAGUUUGAGUUGUAAAAAAAUCAAGUAAUUACUGGG
This is a messenger RNA of Paramecium octaurelia, 1039 nucleotides long. The record is from the annotation of a GenBank genome assembly. Lineage: Eukaryota; Ciliophora; Oligohymenophorea; Peniculida; Parameciidae.